This is a messenger RNA of Lindgomyces ingoldianus, 1254 nucleotides long. RefSeq lists its product as uncharacterized. The record is from RefSeq and is a predicted model, not a curated record. The coding region runs from base 1 to 1254 and encodes 417 amino acids. The transcript has 13 exons. Lineage: Eukaryota; Fungi; Ascomycota; Dothideomycetes; Pleosporales; Lindgomycetaceae.
AUGGUAAUGGAUCAAGAGGAGGAUAAUUUGGAUUUCAGUGCGCCGUUGCUUGGCUAUGGAUGGUGGAGCUGUAUGGUGUUGCUUGCAGCAGAGGAAGAGACGGAAAUUGCUUGUCCGUAUAACCCAGCAAAGAGAAAUGGGAUAGAUGCUAACCUUAAAGGGCAAUUAGCAGAUGGUGGGGUGCAGAAGGGCAGUUGGCCUUCGGCCACUAAAACAACAAACUCUCUUUUACCGAACCUCUACGCAACCCUCGACAAACUUUCCCCUCCCACAGUCCAGCUCCCAUCUUUUCAGCCUCUUUCCUGCCUGUUCUUAGCAUCCAGAGAAAUGGACUUCGUUCUCCUUCUGGCCAAUGCCAGGUCAGCGCCAGCAGCUCCUCUACGAGGCCUUGCCAUGCUCCCUAUCACAUGUAGAUGUCGUGGUUCACGCACGGCCUCGGAUUUCCAGUGGAUUCACGCAGUCUUACAGGGUCUUGAGGAUGGCGACGAUAACCAAGGUCAAGAAUACCAACGUACCAGAGUUUUGACGGCACCAGCCUACUUACUACUCCUCGGUCUGAUACUUCAGCGUAUGCAGCUCGGGUUGAGCUUGCUUGACAUCUGCAGCCGUCUCAGAGCUCUUCAUGCGAAAUUAAACACGGAGGAAUUCACGAAGCACGUGGGCGGCGAUCUAGGAAACGGCCUACUCCAGUUGCGAUAUCGCACUGCGCUCAAGUUCCUCGCCCCAGAUGUCGACAACGAUUCACCCCACCACAACUACGUUAACUACAUGUCCAUCACGAUUACUGCCAAGCCCCUUCCGCCGAAUAUCUGUCUGCUAUCCGAGGUACUAGCAACCUCCGAAGUUCCUAUUCGAAAUCAAUUGGACACGCGACAUAGCGAUUAUCAGACAUCAGGGUUCUUGAGGAUGGCGAGGCUGCUGAGAUCGGAACUGGUAGCAACGACGUUAAAGGGCCCAGAGAUGCAUACAUCCCGGUGGUAUUAUUGUAGAUUCGUUUGUUCCUGGAAGUUGGAAAGGGAUCACGGUUUACAACAAUAUGAUGAUACUUUAAUCUGUCGUCUAGAGAUUGGGAAAGCCUUCACGAAGUUCAAAAGAGAGGUUGGCUUGCACUUGUGGUGUGGUUGUUUAUGCCCAUUUAUCGAACGACUAAAGCCACAGAUUUGCGGUAACAUGCAGCUCAUACGCUAUUCAAAUGUGCUGGAAACAUCCCUCAGAGCUAAGAGCAGUUGUCAGUGGCAUUCAUGUCAACCUUAA